CACGUUGUUGUAUUUUUUCUUUUUUAUAAUAACCAGCCUUUGGUUCUGUGGGCUUUUUUGUACCGAAAUAAAAUAUUGGAAUAAAACAUGCCACAGAAUGAGUAUAUGGAACGCCAUCGAAAGCUGUAUGGCCGACGAUUGGAUUUUGAAGACCGCAAAAGGAAGAAGGAGGCUCGUUUACCAAAGGAACGAUCGAAGAAGGCUAGAAAAUUGCGUGGUAUCAAAGCGAAAAUAUUUAACAAAGAACGACGCAAUGAAAAAAUUCAGAUCAAAAAGAAAAUUCUAUCUCAUGCAGAGAAGAAUGUGAAAAAGCAAGUGAAGGAUGUCGAAGAAGGUGCUGUCCCUCAUUAUCUUCUGGAUAGAGGCACACAGGGAAGUGCUAAAGUUUUGUCAAAUAUGAUAAAGCAAAAGAGGAAGGAAAAGGCUGGAAAAUGGGAUGUCCCCAUUCCGAAGAUCCGGGCACAGUCUGAUAUGGAAGUCUUCAAAAUUUUGAAGUCAGGCAAGACCAAAAGAAAAUCUUGGAAACGUAUGGUAACCAAGGUUACAUUCGUUGGAGAAAAUUUUACCCGCAAACCUCCCAAGUUUGAACGUUUUAUAAGACCCAUGGCGCUUCGAAUGAAAACAGCCCACGUAACUCAUCCCGAAUUGAAGGCAACGUUCCAAUUACCUAUCAUUGGAGUUAAACGAAACCCAAGCUCGCCAAUGUUCACUUCUCUUGGCGUCAUUACAAAGGGUACUGUAAUUGAAGUUAAUAUAUCUGAACUAGGUCUGGUGACGCAAACUGGAAGAGUAGUUUGGGGAAAAUACGCUCAAGUUACAAAUAAUCCUGAAAAUGACGGAGUUAUCAAUGCAGUGCUGUUGGUAUAAACAACUAUCUUUAACGAAUAAAUUAAACCAAUAGCCCACAAAAUCUAGUGUGCUUUGACGAUUAAUUUGAUUUGUACAUAUUUGCUUAUUUCCCGAAGUUACACCAUUUACAGUUUUCUUUUCAAAUUAAAGAUUAUCUUUUACUAAUAUA
Messenger RNA from Stomoxys calcitrans (stable fly), 1018 nucleotides. RefSeq names its product ribosome biogenesis protein NSA2 homolog (gene Ip259). The record is from RefSeq and is a predicted model, not a curated record. Gene Ontology annotation, cellular component: nucleolus; preribosome, large subunit precursor. Lineage: Eukaryota; Metazoa; Arthropoda; Insecta; Diptera; Muscidae. Gene Ontology annotation, biological process: maturation of LSU-rRNA; maturation of 5.8S rRNA. The coding region runs from base 88 to 867 and encodes 259 amino acids. The transcript has a single exon.